CGUCCCCGUUCGUCGUGCAUGUGAAUGGUUUUCUCCUGCUCUCAUGCCUCUCGAGUAUCCUAUCCGAGUGUUCCACGGCGUUUCAUAGUGUUCCACAGAGGAGAUAACGCCAUAGACGAAAAGAAAGGGUGAGAGGGAACUUGGAGACCUGUGCGUUGUUUCGUCUCAAACAUUUCCCAAGAGGAGCUCCUAACUAGUGAAUUGUUUGAGGAAGCAUGGCUUUACGUGGAAAGGCACCCGGGAUUGUUGGACUCGAUCGCGGCCUUGGGCGCGACCUCGAGCGCGGCCGCGACGGAGGUCGAAGCGCCUGCCUCCCCGGAGGAAUCCCAAAUUCCCCACUGCUACACAGAGGCGAGACAAGGUCGAUCAGAUCGUCCCUGCUUGGGUCAGCCCGUCAGACAAGUCGCAUCACAUAGUUCCCACGUUCCGCAAAAUUUUCCCACCGAUGACUCCAUAUUGGAAGCACGGUGUCAUUUGACAGAAACAGGAGCCUCGGCAAACGAGGUAAAUAUGCACCUGAUGCCCUCAACCAACACCGAGGCGACGGUCGAAAUUGAAAACUCAACAUUUUCCCUGAAUGAAAUCCUGGUCCUACUUGACAAACUGCCUAAGAUGGACCCGCGAGCGAAUUCACCCACCAUCUCUGCCCCACAGCAGACAAACGAAUUCAGACAAAUUUCCUUCGGUGCCUCGACGUCAGACGGGUCAGACCAACUGGGAAACGAAGCACUGUCGACACCAUUUUUCUUUCAAGAACAAGUUCCUUCUGGAAUGGGAGCACGCUGCGGUCCAACAGUAACCGGAGCCUCAUCAAUCGAAGAAAGAAGCCAUACGACGCCCUCGACCAACAUGGAGACCAUGGUCGAAACGGAAAGCUCAACAUCUCUCCUAAACGAAUUCCUGGAUUUUCAUCAGACAAACGAAUCCAGACAAGAACUUUCCUUUCAUGACGCGAAGCCAAGAGGAUCCGAUCGACUGGAAAAUGAUCUACUCUCGAGGGCGUUGAUGGAGAGUAUAUACUCUCAGGCACGAGUUCCUUCUGGAACGAGACUGCGGUACGACACGACGACCGAGGGAACGAGGCACCCACCCCCCUCGGCCGACCUCGAGGGCACCGGGCUCGCGGCGGAAACGGAGAAGCCGAUUUCCCUCGACGAACUGCCGUCCCCGCUCGGCCGAAAACUCGUUGCCCUCGCGACGGAUGGACCCGAUCGGCUGAGGAUCGAUGCCAUGUCGGCCACCUUCAUCGGAGAUUUUCUCUCUCGAGAAGUUCCUGCUGGCGCCGCGAACGGGAGAAAAACGACCCGAAAAAGGAAGGAACCCUCGACGGACCGCAAAGAAGAACCGGACGCCGCCCACAAGCGAGCGCGGAACUGCGAGUACGCGAGGAAGAGCCGGCAGACGAAGAAGCAGAAGGAGCAGCUGCUCCAGGCGGAGCUCGAGGCCGAGGAGGCGCGGAACGAGCGACUCGAGCGGGAGAAACUGGAACUCUCGACCAUUCGGGACUGGUUCAAGCCAUUCGUGCUGGGGCGCGUCUCGCGGGGGGCGCAGAGACGCAAUCUGCUCGCCGAAGAAUGGCCUUACCCUACGAAUAUAUUUGGUCAUGGAGUUGGGGCUUAUGGCAUGGAUGUCUUGGAAGCCCCAGCAUUUAUUGCAUCAGAGGACUCCCCAGUUGCCACUCGCCAGACGAAUGGCAACUCAGAGGCAACAAACCCAGGAGUCACCGGGUUGGGGCAAGCCCAAUCACUCAGUUCUCAUGUUCCUCUGGUUCCUCUCCAUGACUCCAUACAGGGAGCAUAUUCUAAUAGAGAAGAAACAAGAGCCCCAGAAAAUGAGGAACUGAGGCAAAUGUUGCUCUCACUCGAAUUUGAGGGCAUCCAGGACAUGGACAUGAUGGAAGAUCCAACAUCUUUUUCUCCAACUCAACUGCUAGCCCGACCAGAACCACCAGGGAUGGAUGUGGCUACAGACAUGCUGAAUGUCUUUGACCCACAGCGGAUCAAUGAAUGCAUACAGGCAAUUUCCUUUGAUGCCUUGACAUCUGAUGAUCCUGAUCAACUGUGGAAUAUAUCAAUGUCAACAUCUAUGAUUGGGAACAUUCAAGAACAAUCAAUUGAACUGGGCAUAUCUGACAUGCUCAAGAUGGAAUACCCAGCAUCCUUUCCUCCGGUGCUGUCCCUGCCUGAGCCAAGGGAUGCACUGACAAUUUCACCGAGUGGCCUUGCCUUACAGCUGGCAGGUGAAAUUGGAGAGGAAUUUACCUUUGAUUCUUCGGUGUUGGAUGGGCCCGAGCAACUGGGUGAUGAUGCACUGUCUAGGGUUGAGAGUCUUGGUGUGCAAAAUGAAGAUCAUUCUGGAAUGGAGGAGAGCAGAGCAAUAGAGAUAGGGACAAAUACAAGGGAUGAACUGUUGGUGGGCAACAAGCAAGAGGAGCAAGAAUCAGAUGCUGGCCGCAAGCGUGCCAAGGCCAGGGAGUAUUCCAGUAGGUAUCGGCAGAAGAAAAAAGAUAUGGAGGAGAAGCUGAAGGAGGACUUGGAGAAGCUAAAAUAUGGAAACCAUCAACUUGAGCAAGAGAAUCAAGCACUCAAGCGAGAAAAUCAAGCACUUGAGCGAGAAAAUCAAGCACUUGAGCGAGAGAAACAGGCACUCGAACGAGAGAAACAGGCACUCGAACGAGAGAAUCAAGCACUUAAGCGAGAGAAACAGGCACCUCUCAGCACCCUGGCCUAGCUUGAGCUUGAUGUGAUUUGGCUUGUCUUGCCCCAUGUGUUGCUUCUUGUCUCCAGAAGGGUGAGGACAUGAUGCAUAAUAUGGAUUUUUUCUCUCAAUUUUACCAUGCAAGAGUCUUACGUAAGUUAGCAUGUUCAGUAGUUUUUGCUAUUACUUGGGAACUUGAGGCUUGUCUAGUUAUGCUGUUUUCUUUGCUAUUAAAUGGUGAUGCAAUGAUAGAGUUCAUGAGUGAAUCUUGGAGAUCCUGAUUCAGGUACAUGAAUGGGAGUGAAACUUUAUUAUUCCUUAGCUUUCAGUCCUCAAAGUGAUUCCUCAUCAUGAAAAGGACAGGUGGGUGGAAAGAAGAGCCAUGCCCACUCUCACCAGCCAAGUGCAAAGCAACAUCAAGCAUCAGGGGUUUCAUGUAAAGUUUAUCAAUUCCAUGUGACAACUUCACUGAAGUCUUGACUGAAAAUUUUCUAAAAUGGGUGAAAUUGUUUUGAAAUUCAAAAACAUUGACCAGAGCAGGAAAUCCUUUAUGCCCAUUGUUGCUAGUCUUAUUGUUCCUUGUGCAUGGGAGAUAGGGGCUACUUGCUUGUAGAGGAACAAAUAAUUGAAAUUGUCAGCCGAUUCUCCAGUUCUGUAUUAGUAAAAAUAUGGAUUCAAGUACAAUUUCUGGGCAUUAUUACACAUCAAUUCCUUUCAGUGUACUUAGUAGGCAGUGCAAUAUUUAUGGUCUUAUUGAAAAUGUGAGAAUUAGUUCCUUUUUGCCCUCACCCACUCCCCUAUCCCGAAGGGUGAGUCCAUCUGGACUCUCCCUCUAUGGCAUUCCUCAUGCAUUGCACAACCACCAAGACAAGUGCAUGAGUGUUCAAUUUCAUAUUUACUUUAGUUCUCAUUCCAAAUGAAAAUUCAUGAGUUCAUAUGAUGAGUAUAAUGACAUGCAUUGUGUAUUGUGGAAAGAUCUGGG
Molecule: messenger RNA, 3679 nt
Organism: Darwinula stevensoni
Lineage: Eukaryota; Metazoa; Arthropoda; Ostracoda; Podocopida; Darwinulidae
Source: the annotation of a GenBank genome assembly